Messenger RNA from Plodia interpunctella (Indianmeal moth), 3354 nucleotides. RefSeq lists its product as uncharacterized. The transcript has 16 exons. The record is from RefSeq and is a predicted model, not a curated record. NCBI's taxonomy places the organism in Eukaryota, Metazoa, Arthropoda, Insecta, Lepidoptera, Pyralidae. The coding region runs from base 441 to 2168 and encodes 575 amino acids.
UCUUUCGCACUAGUGUUUUCGAGCAUGUAUUUUUCGAAAAAGUGAUGUUUCAGGAAGCGGCAUUCCGUUAGUAGAAUGUUUGUCGCCCAUAUGACUUUCGCAUAAAAGAAUUUCGCGCAAGUGAUAUUCGCGCUAUUGUCUAUAUCUUUACGCGCAAGUGGCCUUUGCAUAAAUUACUUUCGAACUAGUGGCUUUCACCCAUGUAACAUUCGCGCAAGUUCGCGCUAUUGUAUAUUCGCGCAAGUGUACCAAAACCGGCUGUGUUCAAGAAUUGUGUAAAAAAUAUUCGAAUCGGUGUUAAUGUUAUUGGUGCUCUGAACGGCAUACCUGUCCUGCUUGGCUUUUAACUCGUACACCAUAUACUAAUUUUUAUGCUGUUUUCAUUGUUCGACAUGGAAUUCCUCGAGGAAAGCGAGGAUCGCAGUUAAAAAAGCGACACAAUGCCGGAGUUAGUCGAGCAGAUGUACUGUUCACAGCAGAUCGUGAUACCUCCUAAAUUCCCAUACAUUUUGAAGAGGUAUUGCAAAGCUGCAAUAAAAACACAGCCGUACGACCUACUCCGCUGGUCGUAUGAGUACUUCAAAGCGCUUGCGCAGCGCCGAGAGCCGCCCGUCAAACUGAGGCUGGAGUACCCCGUAUACAGCACAGAGGGGGGGUUGACCAGGGGGUGUUUGAAAGUGCUGGCAAACCAGUUGUCAGGCAUGAUCGACGUGCCACUACCGACUCUGAAGAGCGCCUGGCAAGGUUUCUGUCUUGACCAGCAUGAGCUGAAGCGCAUCUUUUGUCUCUGCGAGGUGUACAUGAGGGAGGAUGUGGUACCGUUCUUGCAUUUCAUCGCUGUGGCUGCAGGGUUAUUGACGAAGAGUCUGACCCACACUAUGAUAUUGCUCUGCGAGACGUUGACCAGGGAGCCAGAUGGGGGCUCAGCGGCGAUACCCACCGAUAACUUCCUCAAGAUGUACAGAUUCUUGGCGAAAAUCGACGCUUCCAAGGACGUGAAGUAUAUCAACGGAUUUAGGGAGGGUUAUGAGCCACCACCAUUGGUUGAAGAAGAGGAAGAAGAACAGGAAAAUACCGAAUUAUCGGACGAGUCAGUUUCUGAUGACUUCUGGUUAGAUGCAUCAGACCUCCAGCGAUUGGACUUGAUUGAUGAUCACGUGCCGAGAAACACGAGGCUCAGUGUCAAGAUGAAUAUGCCUAUUAUAGGGGACAUUGAGAGGUCCCCGUCAGUCGAAAGGGCCUCGGAGAUCGAGAGGGCGAACUAUUUGAGGGACAGAAAAGGGAGAGCUGCUUCUAACCAUGAAAUUGAUGAGAAACUUCGGAACAUGAGUGCAGCAAAGAUGACUGAUCAUCCCGCAGAGAAAAAAGAAGAAGCCCCUUCAGAAGUAAAAAUAACUGAACGAGGCCAAAAGAAGAUGGAUAUAGUCGUUUACGAUGAGUCCAACCAACAGAUUCCGUUUGAAUUUUACGGCGAGCCCCAGGUGGUGGAAGCUUAUGGGGAAGAAGAGGCAAUUGAUGAGUUUGCUGAGGUACCAAAACCACCUGAAGGUCCGAGCCCAGCCGAGAUUAUAGCCGAAUAUGUAGCCAAAAGCUACCAAGAAAGAGAAGAGCGUUUAGAAGAUCUGAUAACGACUGUCAAUGAAAUUGCUGCAAUUGUGGACAGAUUCAAAUCUGCUAACUAUGACCUGGGUAUGGUUGCCGGUAGACAGAUGUCAACCACUAGUGGCGAGUUCAUCGUGCAACACAUUGAACAGGAGAUCAUGGACUACAUCAACGAACAGAUAGCCAUACUGCCUGACCCAGACUUGAAGAAGAAAAAGGCAAAACCGGAGGAAGUUCAAAUGAUCCGUGAGUUGCUGGAGACAUUCCUGGAUGAGAACAUGGACAUUAUAGUCCCGGAAAUUGAAGAGGUCGAAGAAGAAGAACAGCUGAUACCAGAUAUAACUCAAGUGUAUGCCGUCCCCGGUAUCGGACCAGUCGUGGAUAAUGAAAUUAUUGUGGACUUCAUGAGUUAUAUCUUGGAAGCUACUAAGGUCCAAACUGAGGUUGUCAUGCCAAGGAAUAUUAGGCACUUCAUGUGUCCACCUAUGGAGAAAUAUGAAGAGUACAAAUAUGAAGAAGGAAAACAGAAAGAAGAAGUAGCGACAGGAGGAAAAAUCACAGAUUAAUGUCUAUUUGAUGACUAUUUACAUGCAACACGAUGUUAUGAUGUCUAUUUAUAUAUGUUAAUGUAAUAAAAAUAGUAAAUAUAUACAAUUUCCGUAUUAUUGCUUAGUUUGCGCUAGCAGAAGAUUUCUAUCAAGUAUCAACUACAACUAUUUUGCUUUCAAUUAUUAACUUCAUUGCGUACAAAUGGGUUUUAUUUGCGUUUAUAAAAUAGUCUGGUAUGACAAGCUUUUUAUGGGAAAUAAACCACUUCAAAAUUAACUUACGUAGGAGAUAAAGUUGUUGUUAUAUGGAUGAUAUUUUGUUAGUAGGAGGUCUUCAAUGAAACAUCUUGAACUUUACAUUCUUUUUAUUUUAAUAUAUGGAAUAAUAAAUUAACCCCCCCGUUAUAUUUACCGACCUAUCACCGAGACACAUUGGUUGCCUGCGGACUAUCCCCGUCUCAUUUUAACUGGGACAUUUGAAACUCUUUCUUUCGAAAACUAAUAGACCACAUUUUUACCUAUAUUGUUAACAUUCAUGUCUUCAAUUUGCCCGCUUCGUUUGAUACAGACUGUGUUAUAAACAUCCAUUUAAUAGCAAAUUUAAUUUCUCUUAGACCAAGAGAAUAAUACCCUUCCUUUCUUAAUACAAACAAAUCUCAAGUUGCAAUUUUAAGAAGCUAAUAUGCUAUUUGGGUUGCCAUUUUCAGACUUCAACUUCAGCUUAGCUAAUAAAUUAUUUUUAUUCCUUCAUCACAUAUAUUUUGAAAUCUAACUUGAUUAAAAAUCUCCAACAAAUAAUAUUAAAAUAUUUUGUAGCGAAAUUAAAUGGAAUAACCAGUGUCUGCCUAUUGCUACGUGGGAAAAAAAUCCGAAAGACAUUAUUUUAAUCAGCAACAACAUGUCUAUUGAACACUACGACCUCUGUAGGUCAUCCAGAAGCCUACUGAUGGAAAAUUACCUGUUUUAGAUUUACACCUAGGUCUGGAAUAAAAUAAGAUAUAGCAUUGUUGAGUCACGAACUUAUUUUCACGCUUAUACAAUCUGUGUUAUUUGUCCAUAUAUAUUGGUUUAUUAUUUAUAGAUGUUCAAUGGUCAACACAAAAUACCUAGUAUUAGACAUAUCAUAAUCCAUAAAUCGCUAAUACUCAUAUAUAGCACAGUAUAUUGUUGUGCUAACAUUAUGAUUGUAGAGCCCAGCUAAAAG